AUGGACGUGUCCUCGCUCCGGGCAGAGAUCAAGUCAUGGGAGAGGCUCUUCAAACAGCAGCACGGACGCGACCCGUCCGUCCAGGAGAUAAAAGACCUCCCUCACAUCGCCGAAAAGUACAAGCUCUACAAGAGGCUGUCCAAGCAACCCCAGCCAGCCACCGGCUCCGACUACACACGAGAUCAGCCACGUCCUUCCACGUCAUCGGCUCUCCAGUCCACCGCCAGGUCCAAGCCACGUCCGGUCAAGGUCGACCCGCCUGCCGCCACGUCCAAUCCCUUCUCGCCAGUCAAGAACAGGAACGCCAGGCAACGCGCCUUCUCCCCUGACCCUAGCGCACAGCCCAUCCCCUCUCUCCUCGCGUCAGUCCCACGCCCAAACCCGUUCAAGACUCCCACAAAGCCCAAACCGCCCCGUGGUGAGCCACGGCGAGCCCCCGAGCCGCCCAUACAAGAACUCGACGAGGAUCCCUUUCCGCUUAUCGUCCAGCCCAACAAGGCCACCUCGCCCCAGGCCACCUCUCCUCCGCCACCUCAUCAUACGCCGCAGCGCAACCCGUCUGCUUCCUUUACGAAUGCCACCGAACAUCCCCCGUCCGCAGCCUCUUCGUCCAACGAUGCCAUCCUCGCGCACGGCAAGAACGCGGUCACACGCGCACGCAAGCGCCUCCGUGGCGAGCUCGUCUCGCCCUCGCCCGUCAAGGAGAAGCGGCCCCGCGUCGCGGACACGCUGCCCGUCCAGCCCGCGCUCCGUUUCGACGACGCAGACCCGAGCGACGACGGCGAUGACGACGGGCCCGUCCGGCGCGGAGAGGCCGUCAUCGAGGACACGCCUGCCAAGCCCCUCGCGGGGAAGAAGCCCUUCAAGGUUCUCUUCGACGAAGCGGCCCUUCCGGCUGCUCAGCCGGUCUCCAAGGGCGCGGCACACACGAAAGAACAAGGCCUGACGAGGUCAAAGUCGGCGAACGCGAAGGGCCUUUUCGGGUUCGGAUUCUCUGCAGGUAAGGAGGGCGGCCUGAAGAGGACCAGGUCAAGGGCGCUCUCGCCGCUCUCGGAGCACUCGGACGACGGGAUGGACUGGGACGCCUCGGCUUCGACAAAAGGUCCUUCCGCGAAACUCAGAGCACCUGAUUUUUCACCCUCUGUCUCUGCCAAGUCCGGCGCGGCGCCGAAGCCCGUGAAGAAUGGUGUGAAGAUACCCACAGCUAUGCUACCGGGCAAAGACGACCUCUGGUCUGUGAGCACCUCUGACAACGCCACGUCCGCUUCCACCAGGUCCGAAGCGCGCCCGAACUCUCCCUCCUCGGAACGGCAGUCGCGGGCGACGCCGAAACAAGCCCUGUCUGCGCUCCCGCUGCUCCCCCCUUCGCCACCACAGGACCCGCAGCAGCCAAAGUACAUGGACAAGGGCAAGGGCCGGGCGCUCGCGCGGAAGAAGAGCAAGAUGCUGGGCGGUGACGACGAGGAGGACUCGGAAGACGAGCCGGGCGGGGCCGACCUCAAAGUCAAAGAGCUUCCGUGGCGGUGGCACCGGCACCGAAGCCAGGGUCAGGCGGACACUCUGCCGCGCGAGGGCCCUGAGCCUGAGCCGGACUCUGAGCCGGACUUUGAGCAACCUCUAAUCCGU
This is a messenger RNA of Phanerochaete carnosa HHB-10118-sp, 1626 nucleotides long. RefSeq lists its product as uncharacterized. Gene Ontology annotation, molecular function: single-stranded DNA binding; DNA replication origin binding. Gene Ontology annotation, biological process: double-strand break repair via break-induced replication; DNA replication initiation; mitotic DNA replication preinitiation complex assembly. The annotation marks the transcript as partial. Gene Ontology annotation, cellular component: DNA replication preinitiation complex. NCBI's taxonomy places the organism in Eukaryota, Fungi, Basidiomycota, Agaricomycetes, Polyporales, Phanerochaetaceae. The record is from RefSeq and is a predicted model, not a curated record. The transcript is spliced from 2 exons.